Molecule: messenger RNA, 595 nt
Organism: Fusarium vanettenii 77-13-4
Lineage: Eukaryota; Fungi; Ascomycota; Sordariomycetes; Hypocreales; Nectriaceae
Exons: 2
Biological process (GO): mitochondrial transmembrane transport
Source: RefSeq, a predicted model, not a curated record
AUGGCCCCUGUCGGAGCAAAUCGUUCCGGCGGCUUCGACCACCACCACGAUAACCAGCACCACCACCAUCAGAGCCCGCUCCAGGCCGACGACGACUUUUCCCUCGCACACAUGAUUGAUACGGAGCCCAACGGCCCCGACAAUGGGGGCUCGCCGUCUGUUUCUGGCGCUGGCGCUCGAGGUCCUGGCAACAACGACGUCGUCGACAUUACGGCUGGGCAAAAGAUGGUAUCGGCCAUGUCGGGAAGCCUUCUAACUUCGCUACUCGUUACACCCCUCGACGUCGUCCGCGUGCGCCUCCAAUCCCAAAAAGCCCCCGUCUCGACCGUCGACUUCUCUAAGCUCGCCAUCACAACCUCAUCCCUCACGCCCGCCCAGACCGCCGAGCUCGGAAUCACAUCCUGCUGCCGCGAAGUCUUCUUCUCGGGUGGCAACGCCGAUUUUUGCCUCGCCGCCCCGCGCAUCGAGGGCAUCGCAGCCGCUCCCCCAGCCGCAGAGUGUGCGGUCGAAGAAGUCCAGCGCCGAACUUUCAGCACAACUUUUGACGGCUUGCGCAAGAUCGCCCGUAAUGAGGGCUUCACCACGCUGUGGAGGG